CAUUAUAAAAUCUGAGCAAUUAAAAAUAUUAGUAUUUGUGAAAACGGUAGAGGCCCGUCGUCCGAGCAGAGAGUGAGAGACAAUUGAGGGAUUCAAGGUAGUCCAGGUUAACCAUCAUUAAAAAAAAGCCUGGACGGUUUUUAGAAUGACUAGGAUUCAAGGCUGUCCUCCAAUUUUACUAGUGCCGUUCCCCAGUUUGCGAAGCCUGAAAAGGUCCUACACUGUAAACAUUGGAAACAGAUUCAGAUACAGAAUAAUGCAUUAAAGAUAAAAAUAGCAGAAUGCUGCGAGUGUGUUUUCUCCUUCUGUUGGGUUCAUCCCUGUGUACGGCGAUGUGUGAUCUGCCUCUGAGUCUCUGGUGCUCUUCAGGGGAAACUGCCAAGAGUUGUGGGGUGCAUGAGCAAUGUCGACAGGCCAUGAGAAAAGCCCCUGAUGCCCCACCAGUGAACCUGACCCUGUACUUUGAGUCACUGUGCCCAGACUGUAAGAAUUUCUUCGCCACUCAGCUGUACGAUACUUGGGAAGCCCUCGGGACGGAUGUACUCAAUCUUACCCUCGUUCCAUAUGGCAACGCCCGGGAGACCAAAGAUGGCGACAAGUGGAAGUUUGAGUGUCAGCAUGGCGACCAGGAAUGCAUUGGAAAUCUCAUAGAGACAUGUGCCAUCAAUAUUCUGAAGGACAUCAAGGUGUAUUUUCCAUUCAUCAACUGCAUAGAGGGGAAAAGUGGCAUGCCUGAAAAAGAUGCUGAGGAGUGUGCCAGUCAGCAGCAGAUCGACCUGAACCCAAUUAUAACGUGUGCCAAUGGCCCUAUGGGGAACGCCCUGGAACACCAGAUGGCCCUACAGACAGACGCACUCAACCCGCCUCAUAAAUAUGUUCCCUGGGUUACACUCAAUGGGGUCCACACAGAAAAGUUGGAAAGGAAGGCUGAAGAAGACCUACUUAACCUCAUCUGUGAUACGUACAAGGGACCUACUCCCCAGAAAUGUCUCCAACGAUUCUCCAAAUCUAAAAGGUGCUACCAGGAUUAGCUGAAGGGAAAACAUGUAAUAUUAAUAGAUUUUGAUAUAAUAUAUGUUAUGAAUGUGACUGAUUUCAAAGUUUCAUGUAUAAUUAUGCAAAUUUUGGAUACCUGGUGACCGCAUAUUAUUUUGGUAUCAUUUGAGAAUAUUUUAUGAGUAGAAAAAUAAUAUGUGUAACAAAAAGCAUAUUGGAAGUAAAACGUUUUUGGCUUGGACUAAAACAAUAUUAAAAAUUGCACGUCCAUUUUUAGUAUAAAAACGCUCCAAGUUCAAAACGGCAGCAACUUUCUUAAUAACCUUAUUUUCCUCAUUUAUUUUACAUAUUAGUUGUCAGCAAUCAUUUAAUCAAGGGCAUUUCAAAUGAUUCCCAAAUAAGAUGGAAUACCUUCGGCAUUGAAAAAUAACAGUAUCACCAAAUGCAUAAUAGAAUGACAAGUUUAAUCAUACACUGAAUCCCUGAAUACAUUGUAUAUACGAUAAAGUGUAGACCAACGCUAAUUUUCAGGAUUUUUCUUUAUUUUGAAGACAAAGAUUACCUCGUUUAUUAUCCUCAGAACUCAUGCUAUAUCAUUGGUUAAUAUACAGAAAACAGUGUGGGAAAAUAGGCUGGCAAAAUUCAUAAGGCAUGAAUAUUCAUAUUCAUCUAACAGCUUUGUCCAUAUUGUCUGAGAAGUGUCUUGGGCAUCCAAUCAGACGUCUAGAUUUCAUCUCAUUAAUUAUUCAUGAGUAUGAGGUUUCUGCAGUCAAUUUUCCCAAUGGAGUUAUACGUAAUGUACAGCCUGGGUACUGGGGAUGGUUUUCUACUAUAUCAGAUAUCGUUCUGGUUGCUUGUUCCCACUGUGAUUAUGUGUUUGGCAUUAAAUGGUUUAUAUUUCAUAUCCUAAACUACUUGUUAAUUUAUUGAGAUGUUAAUGUUCAUGUAAUUUGUUCGUUAUAUUGUGCAAUAGUGUCAUUAAUUUUAUUGUUGAGUAUUUACUUUCUGUUAGUGUACACAUGAACGAUACCAGCUGAUAUAUGCAUGAUUUAGAAAUAUUAUUAUAAAGUUGUUGUGGAAAGAAAAUCAUGUAUAAUUUUGUUAUAUUUCUGGAAAUUUUAUUAAACUCAAAACAGCU
Messenger RNA from Mya arenaria, 2134 nucleotides. RefSeq names its product gamma-interferon-inducible lysosomal thiol reductase-like. NCBI's taxonomy places the organism in Eukaryota, Metazoa, Mollusca, Bivalvia, Myida, Myidae. Gene Ontology annotation, cellular component: lysosome. The record is from RefSeq and is a predicted model, not a curated record. The coding region runs from base 282 to 1031 and encodes 249 amino acids. The transcript is spliced from 8 exons. Gene Ontology annotation, molecular function: oxidoreductase activity, acting on a sulfur group of donors, disulfide as acceptor.